Messenger RNA from Cinclus cinclus, 4074 nucleotides. RefSeq names its product DENN domain containing 2B (gene DENND2B). The record is from RefSeq and is a predicted model, not a curated record. Lineage: Eukaryota; Metazoa; Chordata; Aves; Passeriformes; Cinclidae. Gene Ontology annotation, biological process: positive regulation of ERK1 and ERK2 cascade. Bases 16 to 2625 code for a protein of 869 amino acids. The transcript has 19 exons.
AAAGGACUCAGAAGAAUGAGCCGAACAUUUUCUGAGUGCUCUUACCCAGAAACAGAGGAGGAGGAACUGCUGGACAGGGAUUCCUGCCAUCGGUUUGAAAAGAGACCAGGCAGGAGCGAACCUCCUUCUGCCACUUUCUUUAAGAGCCAUGUGAGGAAAGAGUCCUCUGCUGUGCUCAACAGAAUCCAGAAGAUCGAGCAGGCACUGAAGGAACAGUCAGGCAGAGGACUCCCCCAGUUACCGAGUAGCUGCUACAGUGUUGACAAAGGGAGGAAAAAGUCUGGGACUCUGAGUACUGUGGAGGGACUGAGUGAAACCCUGAGCGAUAGCAAAGGAGGGAGUAUUAUUUUGGGGAGUGAACCAGAAACACCUCCUGAUGCUGAGAAAAGCAGUAAAACAAAACAGGGGGUUACUGGGAACUCAGCCGGUCCCAAGGCGCUCCUGGACAGCGCGGCUAACAGCGCCGUGAAUCCCGUCCCCAAGCCCAAACGCACCUUUGAGUACGAGGCAGACAAAUCCCACAAAAGCAAACCAAGCAAUGGCCUACCUCCAUCUCCCACACCUGCUGCUCCUCCUCCCCUCCCGUCCACUCCUGCACCCCCCGUGACAAGAAGGCAGAAGAAAGAGUCGCGUUUUCACAGAAAAUCCCAGAAUAGCUUCCUUUUGGUGUCUCAUGUAGCUGGGUGUGCAGGCGAAUCACCCAAGGAAAACCCGUACGAGGAUGUGGAGCUGAAAGGCCGUCACGCGGGGCGAAAAUCCCACCAGCUGUCCGAGAAUUCCCUAGACUCCCUGCACAGGAUGUGGACGCCGCAGAACAGGAAAUACACAGCACCUCCGCAGCUGCCCUCGAAGGCCAGCAGCCACUCCCUGCGCGUUGGGAACUGGUCAGAGAGGAAGAGCCACCGCCUGCCGCGGCUGCCCAAGCGGCACAGCCACGAUGACAUGCUGCUGCUGGCUCAGCUGGGCAUCCCCUCGUCCCCCUCCAGCCUCAACGAGGACAGCCUGAGCACUGCCAGCGAGCUGCUGUCCACGCGGCGUGCCAGGAGGAUCCCAAAGCUUGUCCAAAGAAUCAAUUCCAUCUACAGUGCAAAAAGAGGGAAAAAACGACUGAAAAAACUUUCUAUGUCCAAUAUUGAGACAGCAUCCCUACGAGAUGAGAACAGCGAGAGUGAGAGUGACUCAGAUGACAGGUUUAAAGCUCAUACCCAGCGCCUUGUACACAUCCAGUCAAUGCUGAAGAGGGCUCCAAGUUAUCGAACUCUGGAACUGGAGCUGAUUGAGUGGCAGGAGCGGGAGUUAUUUGAAUAUUUUGUGGUAGUGUCCCUGAAAAAGAAGCCCUCUAAAAACACUUACCUGCCAGAAGUGACAUACCAGUUUCCUAAGCUGGAGAGACCAACCAAGCAGAUGCGGGAAGCGGAGGAGCGCCUCAAGGCUAUCCCGCAGUUCUGCUUCCCUGAUGCCAAGGACUGGCUCCCUGUCUCUGAGUACAACAGUGAGACCUUCUCUUUCAUGCUGACUGGGGAGGAUGGGAGCCGGAGGUUCGGGUACUGCAGGAGGCUGUUGCCCAAUGGAAAAGGCCCACGCCUACCUGAAGUUUACUGUGUCAUCAGCCGCCUGGGGUGCUUUGACUUAUUUUCCAAGAUCCUGGAUGAGGUUGAAAGGAGAAGGGGAAUAUCUGCUGCCCUGGUUUAUCCAUUUAUGAGAAGUCUGAUGGAAUCUCCCUUCCCUGCACCUGGAAAGACAAUCAAAGUCAAAACCUUCCUGCCUGGAGCUGGAAAUGAGGUCAUUGAGCUGCGGAGGCCCAUGGACUCCCGCCUGGAACACGUGGACUUCGAGUGCCUCUUCAGGUGCCUCAGCGUGAGGCAGAUCAUCCGCAUCUUCGCCUCCCUGCUGCUGGAGCGCCGCGUCAUCUUCGUGGCAGACAAGCUCAGCACCCUGUCGAGCUGCUCCCAUGCUGUAGUGGCCCUGCUGUACCCCUUCUCCUGGCAGCACACCUUCAUUCCCGUCCUGCCCUCAUCCAUGAUUGACAUCGUGUGCUGCCCUACCCCCUUCCUGGUGGGACUGCUCUCCAGCUCCCUGCCCAAACUCAAGGACCUGCCCGUAGAGGAGGCUUUGAUGGUUAACCUGGGAUCUGAUCGAUUCAUCAGACAGAUGGAUGAUGAAGACACACUAUUACCUAGAAAAUUGCAAGCUGCUCUGGAGCAGGCUCUAGAGAGAAAGAAUGAACUGAUAAAUCAGGAUUCAGAUAGUGAUUCAGAUGAUGAAUGUAACACCCUGAAUGGAUUAGUGUCUGAGGUUUUUAUCCGAUUCUUUGUGGAGACAGUUGGCCAUUAUUCCCUGUUCCUAACCCAGAAUGAAAAAGGAGAGCGUGCCUUCCAAAGGGAGGCUUUCCGUAAAUCUGUGGCUUCCAAGAGUAUCCGCCGCUUCUUGGAAGUUUUCAUGGAAUCCCAAAUGUUCGCUGGCUUCAUCCAGGACAGAGAGCUGAGGAAAUGCAGGGCUAAAGGGCUCUUCGAGCAGAGGGUCGAACAGUAUUUGGAAGAGCUGCCGGACACGGAACAAAGUGGAGUGAACAAGUUCCUGCGAGGCCUCGGUAACAAAAUGAAAUUCCUCCACAAGAAGAACUAGCUCCUUCCUGCUGGAACACCAGCCCAAAGCCUGUUUAUUGAUGGCACUGCGGGGGACACCUGCGGGAGGAGAGAGGAGCGAGCUGAUGGCAGCUCCAGGCCAUGGCCCAUGGAUGCUGUGCCACUGUGCCACGUGAUGGCUCCUCCGUGCAUUUCGGUGGAGUUUGUACAUAAUGUGCUGUAAGCUUUUGUGACUGAUUUUGUAAUGAGCGAGAAAACUUGUGGUAAAUAUUUGUAUAUUCCUGAGAAUACCAGGUGCUUGAUUUUUUUUUUUCUUUAGUAUGAGUUGAGUUAUGCUUGGUGCAAAAAAAAAAACGAGUAGCUGAUUAUGUGCAGCUGACUGUCUCGGCAGAACCACUGACUUCAAGGGAUGUUUGAUGCCUGAACACUGCGGGGUGAAUGAGCUCGGGUACAUGGGAGAGGUUGUACACACCAGGGCACAGGCGCUUGUCUGGCUGCUUGUUCCCUUCAAAUUAAUCUUAAAGCAGAAAUAACAAAGUAACUUGAUAAUAAGGUACUUGGCUCACAUUACAAAGCCUCCACUUGGUUUGAACUCUGGUCAGUAAACUCCUUAUAGCCCAUUCUGCACUAAGACUGCUAAGCCUGGGGGGAUUUCGGCUCUCUGACAUGCAAGCUGCAGCGAGUAGGUACAGUACAGCCUUUCCUAAUGUAUGUAUGUAUGGAUCCUAAUAAACUCUGUAAAUAGACCUGUUUGUUUAUAUUCAUUGCAAACCUCUGCACUUCCUCGUGUGGAACAGGUACACACCCAGCAACUUGCCUGUGAUUUUUAAAUGAAUUUGUAAUUAAAAUGUAAAGUGGUAAUUAUGAACCUUUCUUUUUGGUAGGUUUGCUAUUUCACAACAUGUAGUUUGGGGUUUUCUCCAGUGUUUUUCACCAGGGCUGAGACAAGGCAUUUUAUACCCCUUUUUAACAAAUUUUAUCCUAACAGAAGCAUCUGUUAAAACAUUUUUUUUUCAUGGAUUAGCUGCAAAUAAUGUUAUUGUUGUAUCAGAGAUACUGGUCCUGACCUAUGGUAUUUUGUGCAUCGUGUUCAAGUGUCACAUUCUUCCUUGAUCUGGAAACAGAACUCCUGUUGAGGUUCUGUAAGUUUUCCCAUAGUCUGAAAAAGAAAAUAAAAAAAAAAAAUAUAUAUAUAUAUAUAAAGUGCUUCAAUGUGUUGCAAGUCUGACAGCUAAUGAAAAUUAGCUAAAGCCUCUUCCCUUUAAAGUAAACCCACCAUGCUCCGGUUUUCAUCAUUUGCAGCGUGGUUGCUGUAGUUAGAGUGGCUUUGAGGCUCGCGCAGUUCCUAACCUGAGAGUGGUUCUGGUUUGCUAUCAGCCUCAUACAGCAAAUUCGAGGGGCUAGUCACUAAAAAGGUGAAGUCGUUUCCUUUUUCAAUUACCUCCCUCACACUCGAAAGUACACCAGAGCUUCUUAAGUGUACGUAAAA